AGAAAAUCAAUCACCAUGGUCAUAAGCAUUGAUGUGCCGCUAAAAGCGUCGGAGGAAGCGACUGUGAAGUUCCUAUUAGGAAUAGUUUUUGGAUCCCACAAAAAACUCGGAUUGCAAUCAAAUCGUCGUGAGUGCCUCAGACACGAUGUUCUUCAAGCAAGCAAGCUCAUUCACUGGAUUCUCAGAAAUGAGAAGAAAAACCGAAGAUCUCUCUCUGUUGCGUGUAAUUUGGUGUACGGAAACACCAUUGUUCUCAGUACACAAGUUGCCCGACUUCUUCAUGAUGCAAUUCGUGCUCGAGACAUCGUCGCAUUCACGUCGUACAUGGCGCAAGAAGAAGAGAGGAAACGAAAAACUCGCGAACAGAUGGAAGGAGACAACUCUAAUAAAACACCAAAGAAGAAGAGAAGGCAGGCUGAGGAAUUUCCUCUCGCUCCUACGCCGAUUAGUGUGGCUCUACGGCAAAACAUUACAAUGCCAGAUGUUCUCAGUGUUCACAAGAACGACCAAAUUAACGUGGAAGACGACUUGGCUGCACCAACGAUGGAACAACUUGAAAUGAUGUACGGAAUGUUGGAAUCAGAGAAUCGGAACACGGCGAUUGAUUUAACAUUUAUCGAUCGAUAUUCCUUCAACGAUGCCCGUCAAAAUGUCCACAAUCUGAAUCUGAAUAUGGAGACUGAUUUUCAACGUCCAUCUGAUGAUUUUAUCCGAAGCCAGCUCAUGACACCUACCAAAUCCAUACCACAAGAGGAAGAAGUAUUUCAACCAGCCACGCACCUGAAGGACGUUCUUCGAUUCGCCCAUCUUCCCAUCGCGCUAGACGAAACUGAGCGGAGAAGGAGUAUGGACGAAGAAAUGGAGGAAGCGAGGAAUUCUGGAAUCAACACCGAGUUUCUUACGCCACAACAGAUGAAUGUUCCACGUAUCGCCUCGGAAAUCUUGGAAUUAGAUGACGAAGUUUUGAUUCCAAGAACAAUACCUAAAGCUCCUCAUAGUGCUACAAAAAACCAAAUGGCUGAGAACGAGGGAGCAGAGGAAGGGAUCAAUUAUAAAAUUCCAUUAAGAGACAUGCAUCACUUGAUGGAAGAUUAUUCCAGUCUUCACUUCAAAGACGUGGAGCCUCUAUGUCGGAAGACAAGCAAAGUGAUGAAUUUAAAAGAUCUGUUGAACCCGAUCCCGUACUACCUUCGAAAAGGAUGCAAUACAGACAUGUGGGAUCUGUUCAAAGUGAAAACGAGGAAAUUUGAUUCCACAAUUGGGCGCCACGAUGUAUCUGAUACUGAAGAUGAGGAUGAGGAAGCGGAGAGGAGAAAUCGACGUGAAGCCGAACGCGAGCUCUUGGAGACCAUCGACUUGUCACAGAUGAAGUUCAUGGCGACUCCACUGAAGGAAAAAAGUCCUAUCAUGACUCCAGCGCAUCGACCGGAAGAAAUAGAGUUUCGAGAAGAGCUCGAGGUUCCACGAUUGGAACAAUUUGAGCCGAUGAAUGUGAAUCCGAUUUCUCCAAGGAUGGAUGAGCCGGCGCUAUUGGAAGAAAACUGGAAUUCCAAACCGACGUGGUCAAAUCCGAUAUCUGAAAACAUUGCGGAUGCGCUCACCAUCCGUGCGAAUAUUAUUCACAAGCUGAAUAGUGAAUGCCCCUACGAGGUCACUCUGGAUUCGAUUAUCCCACUGGCUGCGACAUCUCGACGAGAAGCCGCUCGCACAUUUUAUACAGUUCUUGAGCUCCUCAAAGAACGUGAGAUCAAGGCCAUUCAACGUGAUCCUUAUGGAAAUAUCGAUUUGCUGCUAUCAACGGAUGACAUUGAAGAUAUCGACGAGCUGGCAAUGGCGGAUUUUUAACUGUACAAUUGUUUUUUCUUUUUUAAUAGUUUAGCUGCAUUUAAAUAGAAUCAAAAGUAUUUCUCCCACUUGUAAAAUUGUAAACUGUCCAUUUUAAACUGUUUUCCCCUUUUUCUUUUCCUGACUCUCAUGUUCAAUUUCCAUCGUGUAUCAUUCUUAUUCCCUGUUUUUUUUUCUCUGGGUAAAAUCUUAUUUUGUUCAAAAAACG
Molecule: messenger RNA, 2053 nt
Organism: Caenorhabditis elegans
Lineage: Eukaryota; Metazoa; Nematoda; Chromadorea; Rhabditida; Rhabditidae
Gene: coh-4
Product: Rad21/Rec8-like protein C-terminal eukaryotic domain-containing protein
Exons: 11
Coding region: 16-1845 (609 amino acids)
Source: RefSeq, marked reviewed